CUUCUCUUUUCCGAACGGUUGUAGAUCACGCCGAUCAAGACACACGCCAUGUUCUUAGGAUCAUGUUGUCAGAUGCCCAGCGUGGGCUUUGUUGUCUUCAUCUACGGGGUGGCCAACUUCCUGGCAUUGGUAGGCGAGACUACGUACAGUCUAGCAACCAUUUUUGAAAUGCCAGAAACUGACCACUAUUCGGAGUACUUCAGGGCCAUUAUCAACGGCACCGUGCGCGUGAUCACGAUCUCGAUGUGCGCUUGGUGGAUCGUGUCAGCCAGCCAGGCGCGGACCAAAGGCAUGAAGGUCGCCUUCGCGUGGAUUCUCCUUCGGGCUGUCGGCAACGUGAUGUACGCGUACGGAUGCGUUCUGUACGAGACGGUCAUCAUGCCCGAGAACCUGAUGUCCUUCCUGGGUGCAGCAGACACGUUUUCACACAGUACAAGAAUAGCUAGCGCUACAGCCUGGCUCCUUGGUGAGGGCAAGUUGGAUACCUCGUUCCAGAAGUGAGCCCGGACCCGGAGGUUCGUUUCGAACAUGGACCGGGCGCCGGCCAGGGCCGCGGCGAGCUCCGGACCCACGGGAAAGCCGAACCGCGCAAGGUUCACCGCGGGCGUGAACAGCUCGGCCCAUGGCAGCCGGCCGAAGCGCCGGUGCAGUUCGCCCAGACCGUGAACCACGCCAGGAACGGCCACUGCACGGCCACCUGCCGAAGAAAUGGCGCGUCAAGAAAUCGCUGAUGAAGCGAGAUGCAGUCCGAAAUAAUAUGGAGGCGACUGCAGAUGUCAGCUGGAUUAGAAAUUUCCGAAUGCUAUCGGCUUAGUAUCUGAAUAGUGGGUAUUAUAUAGGAAUAGAGCUGAAGCGGGAAAUGAAAGUGGAGGCGACUAGGACAGACACGAAGUUCGAGUGCAGUUUAUUGUAGC
Dermacentor silvarum is the source of this 914-nucleotide messenger RNA. RefSeq lists its product as uncharacterized. Lineage: Eukaryota; Metazoa; Arthropoda; Arachnida; Ixodida; Ixodidae. The transcript is spliced from 7 exons. Bases 49 to 501 code for a protein of 150 amino acids. The record is from RefSeq and is a predicted model, not a curated record.